Molecule: messenger RNA, 931 nt
Organism: Dimorphilus gyrociliatus
Lineage: Eukaryota; Metazoa; Annelida; Polychaeta; Dinophilidae
Source: the annotation of a GenBank genome assembly
AAUGGGAAGAUAUACCAAAGAUAGACAUCAAAGGAAUAAGAAACAUUUAGCUAUUAUUGAAAAAACCAAGUUAAUUGUGCCAUAUCUGCUUAAUUUCUCUGAUUCGCAAGAUAUUAUUGUAAUUUGUAAUCAAUCUUUUGGAGAUCUUGUCAUUAAAGAUUGGAAUCUUGAAAUAGAAAAUUUUAGGGAAUUGUUUCAUCAAGCUACCAAUGCUGUUUCACAAGGAAUUUAUACAAAAGCAGAAUAUAUGGAUACAUUAGAAAUUACAGGUAUUGAAAUAGAUCGUAGAGGUCUUUAUACAAGAUUUAUUGAAGCUAUUAUGAAUGUUUCAUAUAAAAAAGCGUUAAAAAUUAUCAGAAAGAUUCCUGGACUUGAUAAACUAUCUCAUAGAGAAUUUACUGAAGUUAUACUCAGUAACAAGACUGAUAUUACUAUUUUACUUGCUGUCACUUCAAAAACUGAUUUCACUUCCGAAGGAAUUGUCUUUAAAGUAGAUGAUAAAGAGUCAUUUACGUUUCCCACUGAAUAUCUUAAUAAUCUGGGUGAUGAGCCAAUAUUAGAAAUGCAAAGGGAAUGCGGUAUUAGAUUAGCCAAAGCUAAUAUUAAAUUUGAAGAAGCCAUGUUUCUCACUGUAAUAAAUAUGCUAUGCACAAUCAAGACUAGUCGACAAUUUCGGGAUAUUUACGAUCGAUUCGUAUUAGCUUUUUCUAGAUAUCUUGAAGAAACUUAUGGAAAACAAUACCAUCUCAGAUUGCAGGAACUUAUUUCAGUUGUUACCUAUUUCAAAGAGGAAAAUAUUCAUGAGAAAGCAUGGUUAAAACAGAACCAAACGUAUUUAAAGGCAAUUUACAAAACACCUUUGAUGAGAGCAUUUAUGGCAACACCAGAAAUUGAUAAGGGUAUUGAACUCUUAGCCAAUUUAGAAAUAUGA